Suillus discolor is the source of this 840-nucleotide messenger RNA. RefSeq lists its product as uncharacterized. The coding region runs from base 1 to 840 and encodes 279 amino acids. NCBI's taxonomy places the organism in Eukaryota, Fungi, Basidiomycota, Agaricomycetes, Boletales, Suillaceae. The transcript is spliced from 5 exons. The record is from RefSeq and is a predicted model, not a curated record.
AUGAGUCAGGAGUUGCGUGCUGGUCCAUCAACUGCAGGAUAUGGCAUCAACGACGAUGAACCAGCGACGUCAGUCCAACCUCAGGCUCCCCGUCACCGUACAAACCGACCUGGCACUGGUGCUGGAGGAAGAAAUUCUCAGCUAGAGAAGAUCGGGAAUGCUAUCCAGACUCCAGACAGAGCACCUGGCAAAUCAAAGGUUUGGAAUGUCGUUGUUCCUGUUGAUGAGCCCGAAAAUGUGAUGGCUCCGCUAGUGACAAAGAAGAAGGGGAGAGGAAAAGCGGCACCUCGCCAGCUUGAGAGGAACUUGAGUGUAAUAGAGGCAUCCGAGUCAGGCCCCACUGCCACAGGUCCCACACCUGCUCUACACGUCAUGGACCAAGGAAGGUUUGGAUUUCAGGAUCGUCCAAUUCCCUCAGCAUAUGUCGGUUCCAAACCGCUCCAGUCCCAUCAAACAGAACUUCAGCCUGACUUGACGAUACCUCCUGCCCAGCCCUAUGGUGCUUCUCACAGUACUUCUCGUGGUGCUUCUCGUGGUGCUUCUCGUGGUGCUUCUCGUGGUGCUUCUCGUGGUGCUUCUCGUGGUGCUUCUCGUGGUGCUUCUCGUGGUGCUUCUCAUGGUGCUUCUCGCAGCGUCUCUCAUGGCACCUCUCUUCAUGACACUCAGGCUGAUGGAAUCAGAAUUCCAGCCAUCCAGCAUCCCGUUGUUUCUCGUGACGUUCCUCAGUCUGUCAACACUCAUAUUGUUUCUCACAAAGUUCCUCGGUCUGUCAGCAACCAACGCUCAGGCUCAUCUAUUCCCAUCAACUCUGCCGUUCAGCAUGAGCAUCGACCACCAUAA